Molecule: messenger RNA, 1640 nt
Organism: Seriola aureovittata
Lineage: Eukaryota; Metazoa; Chordata; Actinopteri; Carangiformes; Carangidae
Gene: ubfd1
Product: ubiquitin family domain containing 1
Exons: 7
Coding region: 152-982 (276 amino acids)
Molecular function (GO): cadherin binding; RNA binding
Source: RefSeq, a predicted model, not a curated record
UGUAUCAUAAAUUCAACUGCGUUUAUCAUAAAACAACUUUAUUUGCAGUUGUUUUGCGUGGACGCAUGCGCAAUUCGUUUCUGUCUUUCUGUUAACCGGCUAACUGAAUCUACAAACGUUUUAACGGUGUGACGGAAGUGAAGAAGUCUUAAUGGAGACUGAGGCAAAGCCAAAAGAAGCCGAACCAUUAGGUGAAGAUGCUGAAAAAAGUGACGCAGAAACUACGUCUCACACAGAUGCAGGAAACGCCACAACUCAGGACUCUAGUAUUAGCAAUGGGGAUGACGCAGAUGAUAAGCAGGAGACGGUGGACUUGAAGAUUAUCUGGAACAAGAAUAAAUAUGAUCUGAAAAUUCCUGUUGAUAGCGCCGGAACCAAACUAAAAGAGAGGAUCCAUUCACUCACUGGUCUUCCACCGGCAAUGCAGAAAGUGAUGUACAAAGGACUGCUUCCAGAAGACAAGACGCUACGUGAAAUAAAGAUUACAAAUGGUGCAAAAAUAAUGGUAGUAGGAUCUACAAUAAAUGAUGUAUUAGCUGUGAAUACACCCAAAGAGGUAAUUCAGCAGGAAGUUAAAGCUGAAGAAAACAAGAAAGAGCCUUUAUGCAGGCAAAAGCAACACAGGAAAGUUUUGGACAAAGGUAAACCAGAUGACAUAAUGCCAGCUAUUAAAGGAACAAAGGAACGAUUACCAACAGUGCCUUUAUCCGGAAUGUAUAACAAGUCCGGAGGAAAAGUUAGACUCACAUUCAAACUGGAGCAGGAUCAGUUGUGGAUCGGAACGAAGGAGAGAACGGAGAAAGUCCCAAUGGGCUCCAUUAAAAACGUAGUGUCUGAACCCAUUGAAGGCCACGAGGACUAUCACAUGAUGGCUUUUCAGUUGGGUCCCACAGAAGCUUCUCAAUAUUGGGUCUACUGGGUGCCUGCACAGUUUGUUGAUGCAAUCAAAGACACAGUCCUUGGAAAAUGGCAGUAUUUCUAAUGUGCCUCUUUUUUGACAAUGAUGAACUGGGAUUGAGAGGAGGAGCCAAUGACAAAUGAAACUGGAGUCAAUAGUGAAGCUUAAGGAACUUCUUGGAAUAUAUUUGAAGGAAACGGAUGGAUGCCUGUGGACUAAUCAUAUUCUUUUUAGGUUAAAAGUGCACUAUGUGGCAGCAUAACAUUUCUCAGCCCUGUUGAUCAUUCAAGGUUUGCAGCAAAUCCAAGGGAAAACAAUGAAACAAUUGUACAGAAAUUGCUAACACUUUUCCUCAGUUAUUCUUAAAGAAAUAAAACUUAUUUAAUGAAAUGAAAUCACUAGGACAAUGUUGUUUGUUCUGUCUGUGUUGAGUGUUGAAUCUACCCAGACUUUGUUGACAUUUAUUUUUCACCCGUUUUGUGUGGAACCACAGAGUUGCACAUCUCAACAAUGCAGUACUAUUUCUGUGUGCAAAACUGCUGAAACUCUGUCUAGUUGCACAGCGACUUUGAGUGAACAGCAAUUUUCAGUUCCUGCCACAAAUUGUGGAUUAGAUUGAAGUCUGGAUUUGGCCACCCCAGGACCUGAACACUAGUCCUUAUAAAGCAAUUCCUGUGUAGUUUUGGUUUUAUGUCUUGGGUCAUUGUCUUGCUGAAAAAUAAAUCUCCCAGGUUUCUUUGCA